Indicator indicator is the source of this 1008-nucleotide messenger RNA. It is a transcript of the gene LRG1, whose product is annotated as leucine rich alpha-2-glycoprotein 1. Gene Ontology annotation, molecular function: protein binding. Bases 1 to 1008 code for a protein of 335 amino acids. The transcript has a single exon. The record is from RefSeq and is a predicted model, not a curated record. Lineage: Eukaryota; Metazoa; Chordata; Aves; Piciformes; Indicatoridae.
AUGAUGCCACCAGGCUGGAUCCUGCCACCGCUGCUGCUGGCACUGCUGGCCAUGGGCCACGCCGCGCCGUGCUCCCCCCAGCCCGGUGCCACCCGUUUCGUCUGCACGGAGCCCACCCUCAGCACCUUCCCCAGGGGGCUGCCCAGCGCCACCGUGGCCAUCUCGGUGGAGUUCACGGCGCUGGCCACCCUCCCGCCAGAUGCCCUGGCAGGGUUGCCUCGGCUGCAGGAGCUCCACCUCUCCUCCAACCUCCUCACCACCCUCCCUGAACCCCUCCUGCGCCCUGUGCCCACCCUUCGCAUCCUCGACCUGACCGACAACCUCCUGGCCGACCUCCCUGCUGGCAUCUUCGCCACUGCCCACCACCUCCAGCACUUGGCACUGAGGGGCAACCAGCUGCAGGCAUUGAAACCCACCUGGUUCCAGCCCCUUCAGCAGCUGCAGUGGCUGGAUCUGGCUGCCAAUGCGUUGGCAGAGGUGCCACCAGAGGUUUUCCGCCCCCUGCGUUCACUAAGGAACCUGGAUCUAUCCCACAACCGGCUGGCAACCCUGGCACCAGGUGCACUGGCCGGGCUGCAGGCAUUGGAGCAGCUCGACCUGGAGGGCAACCAGCUGGGCAUGCUGCUGCCCACCACCUUCGUGCCCGUGCCCGCCCUGCACCUCCUCUUCCUCCAGGAUAACGACCUGCAGGCACUGUCCGCUGGCAUCUUUGCCCCCCUGCAUCACCUUCACGUCCUCGACCUGGCACGGAACCGGCUGCAGGCACUGGAGCUGCCCCCCCGGUCCUCUGGCCCCGUUUUGGACCUCGACAUCUCGGGCAACCCCUGGGACUGUGAGUGCCAGCUGCUGGAGGUGCUGCAGAGGGCAGCCCCGCGGCUUGUCACUGCCCGUGACACCCUCUGUGCCAGCCCCCCUCGGCACCGGGGACGGGAGGUGGCUGAGGUGAGCCAGGCUGGGGACAUGGGAUGUGGGGCCAAGGGGGGCAGCCAGAACCCUCCAGAGCCCUGA